Molecule: messenger RNA, 892 nt
Organism: Eurytemora carolleeae
Lineage: Eukaryota; Metazoa; Arthropoda; Copepoda; Calanoida; Temoridae
Product: arylsulfatase B
Exons: 8
Coding region: 311-892 (193 amino acids)
Source: RefSeq, a predicted model, not a curated record
UUUUCAGUAUUUAAAGACACUUGGAUAUAACACUCAUGCUGCUGGGAAAUGGCAUUUAGGUUACUGUAACACUGAAUAUCAUCCUACAAGCCGAGGGUUCGACUCCUUUCAGGGUUUAUGGACUGGAGCAGGUGAUCAUUAUCAACAUAUAACUAUUGCUGAUCCCAAUACACCAACAUCUAUCGGAUAUGAUUAUCAUGAGGGUGAAGAAGUAGACCUUGGAGUAUUUAACACAGUAACCUCAACAGUAAUAAGUAACAGAAUAAGUUCCCUGUUGGCUGAAAGAAUAGAGCCUACUAAGGGUAGUUCUAUGAUAAACAACUAUAAUACCUCUAAUCCAUUCUUUAUAUAUGCUGCAUUCCAGGAUGUUCACACACCCCUUCAGAUUGAGAAAGAAUAUGAAGAUCUUUACCCUAACGAAGAAGACCCUGCAAGAAAAAAAUUAUUAGGAAUGGUAUCACGGCUUGAUGCAGCUGUUGGACGGAUAGUGUCGGACCUGGAGAACAUUUCAUACAACAAGGACGGAGAGAGCAGAACUCUAUUACAGGAUACAGUUAUAAUAUUUAGUUCAGAUAAUGGUGGUAUGUCCCAGGGACUAGGGUAUGGAGGGGCCUCUAAUUAUCCUCUCAAUGGGCGGAAAGGGGACACCUACGAAGGAGGGUGCAGAGUGCCAGGAUUCAUUUACAAUUCUGGAGCCCAGGGAGUUACAGAUGAACUGUUUCAUAUUACAGAUUGGUUACCGACAAUAUUCGCAGGUAGUUUAAGUAGUUCAAGGAGUUCAAGUAGUUCAAGUAGUUCAAGUAGUUCAAGUAGUUCAAGGAGUUCAAGUAGUUCAAGUAGUUCAAGUAGUUCAAGAAGUUCAAGUAAUUCAAGUAGUUCAAGUAGUUCCUGA